Molecule: messenger RNA, 1061 nt
Organism: Achroia grisella
Lineage: Eukaryota; Metazoa; Arthropoda; Insecta; Lepidoptera; Pyralidae
Gene: twi
Product: protein twist
Biological process (GO): developmental process; regulation of transcription by RNA polymerase II
Molecular function (GO): DNA-binding transcription factor activity, RNA polymerase II-specific; protein dimerization activity; RNA polymerase II transcription regulatory region sequence-specific DNA binding
Source: RefSeq, a predicted model, not a curated record
CAGAAGACGGUCAACAUGGCUUUGUUGUGUCUGUCCCUCUCCAACACAUGCGAUUUUACGGAUGCCGGCAGGAGGCGGCGCUCUGGGAGGCGCAACGGAGCGGUGGAAAUGGAUUUUUUGUAUCUUGUCAAUGAAGGGACGGGUAGGGGCGGGCCGCGUCUCAUGCGCAGGACUUCGCAGUCAGUGGUUGCAGCUCGUUUGCGUUCCUCAUACCGCGCAUUCAUGAGCCCGCGGGAGUUCGUACAGCGAAAAAUGAACUACGACAGUUGUGAAGUUAAAUCAGUGCCGAUUAAACGUGAGGAAGAUCUCGAAUACCCUGAAGACGAGGAGCAGUAUUUCAGAUACGCACCGGUUGAAGUAGACAGACACACGGACACACAUUUUACGCCGUCCUCGCCGCCACAACUUAUUGAUCUGAGCAACGGACCUGAAAGAACAAUGCAAGUAUUGCAACCGUGGCCCAUGAAUGUAUCGUUCGACAACGAUGACCGCGAAUACCAGCAGCCUUCAUUCCAACAGUAUGACCAACAGUACCAAAGACAGUUUCCGAGAAGUUUUUACUUCGACGACUCUAAUUCACAGGACGAGAAAAAUUUCUAUGAUAACCACGAGGUGCCUAAAGUGAUAGAUACAUAUCAUACAUCAUCAGAAGAGCGAAGUACUGAAACGGAAGAACAAAGACGAUCGAGAAAGCGCUCGAAAGCGGCGAGGAAAAAAACUCAAUCUUAUGAAGAGAUGCAGGUUCAGAGAAUGAUGGCCAACGUGAGGGAGAGACAGAGGACGCAGAGUUUGAACGAGGCGUUCGCUAGUCUCAGACAAAUAAUUCCCUCCUUACCGAGUGACAAACUAUCGAAGAUACAGACGCUGCAGUUAGCAACGCAGUAUAUAGAAUUUUUGUAUCAAAUAUUAGCCAAUAGUGAAUCCGCAUCUAGUAGUGACAACAGUAGCGAUACAGGCAGCGACCACGGCAAGUAUUUAGCACAAGAUAAAUUAAGUUACGCCUUCUCUGUUUGGAGAAUGGAGGGCGAGUGGAAUGGACAGACGUGAUGUAUAAUUGUAUA